AUGUACUUCGAUUAUCAUGUUGCAGCUCGGCAGUUAGCAAGGACGGUAUCAUCCGAUCCAUGGCGGCUUCUCCGCGGUGCUUCCCCUUCUCCUCCUCCACCUCCAUCUCCUCGUGUGCCCGUACGCCGCCGCAGCAUCAGCCGCUGGCGUCGCCUCCUGCGGCUACACCACCUUCUUCCCCGACGCCCCCGCCACCGCGCGCUGCCGUACGGCGAGACCUUCUUCCGCCGCCCCACCGGCCGCUUCUGCGACGGCAGGCUCAUCGUCGACUUCAUAGCGGAGGCGCCGGGGCUGCCGUUCUCGCCCCUGUUCCUCCGCGGCGGCGGCGGCAGGACGGCGGAGGAGUUCCGGCACGGGGCCAACUUCGCGGUGGGCACGGCGACGGCGCUGGGCAAGGAUUUCUUCAGGGAGAUGGGGCUCAGCCCGGCCCUCGUCCGCUUCAUCCCGCCCUGCUCGCUGGACGUGCAGAUGGAGUGGUUCAAGCAGGUGCUCCGCUUGCUCGGGCCCACGGAGCAGGAACGCAAGGGCAUCAUGCCGAGCUCCCUGUUCGUCGUGGGGGAGAUCGGGGAGAACGAUUACAGCUACCUCAUCCUGCAGAACCGAUCCCUGGACGCUGUGAUCAAACCCUUGGUGAUACCAAAAGUUGUUGCAAAGAUAGAAAACGCCAUCAAGGUCCUGAUUGACCUAGGAGCCAGGACGAUCGUCGUCCCAGGGCAUUUCCCGAUGGGCUGCCUGCCGCGGUACCUCACCAUGUUACAGAGCACCGACCCGGGCGACUACGACGCCUCCGGAUGCAUCAGGCGCCUCAACGACCUCAUCCAGCAGCACAACCGUGCCAUCAGGACCUUGCUGGCUCGGAUCCCCCGGGAUCCGGCGGUCGCCGGCUUCUACGCAGCCGUCGUCUACGCCGACUACUACGAAGCCGGCCUGGAGAUCAUCCGAACCCUCUCAAGCACGGCUGCAGCUGAGCCGCCGUCUCCUCCUGCGUGCCGCCACCGUCGCCCCUCGCGCCGCCGCCGCCACCGGCUGGCCAUGCGCCGCCGUGACCAGCUCCUCGCACUACUGCUUUGGCUCCGUGUGGUCGGCGCCUCGCGCCGCUAUCGCCACUGCUGCCACGGCUGGACCUCCACACCGCUGCUCCCGCUCCCUAUUGUGGCUCUCCGCCCAACCGCCCGCCGCUCCCAGUCUUACUGCCUAUAUCUCGUGGGGGGAGCCGGAGACCGGAGCCUAGGGAAGGAGUGGCGAUGGCAGCUGGCAGGAGCGACGAGGCCGCAGGGAGGGUGA
This is a messenger RNA of Setaria italica (foxtail millet), 1284 nucleotides long. RefSeq names its product GDSL esterase/lipase At5g45910. The record is from RefSeq and is a predicted model, not a curated record. The transcript is spliced from 5 exons. Gene Ontology annotation, molecular function: hydrolase activity, acting on ester bonds. Lineage: Eukaryota; Viridiplantae; Streptophyta; Magnoliopsida; Poales; Poaceae. Bases 1 to 1284 code for a protein of 427 amino acids.